AUGGAGUCUGCACCAACCAUUCACAUCGCGCUCUUCACGUCGACCGAGCUGCUAACGCAGCCGUGGCUGUCAGAUCUGACCCGGAUGAUCAACGCGAGCUAUCUUGUCAUGCACACGGAUAAGACCCGGUUCUCAGAAGACAAAAUAAGGCUCCGAUCCGACUCUUGUCUCACCGAAGAGCUGGGUCCAGAUGGCUUCACGGCGGUGGCAUUCGCCUCUGGAGAACCUGACUCUCCCGCCGAAGUGGUCGGGACUGCAAGCAUGAAGUUAUGGAAAGACGACGGAUUGUGGCGGCCACACGAUGAUGACUUCAGCGACGAUUCGACAGAAGAGCUAGUUAACGAUCAAGUUGAAGAAAUCUUUCGUGGACAUGCUUGUCCUGGAGACUACGAGCUUACAGUCGUCGCCAUUCCACCGAACCCUCGUUUCCGCGGGAAAGGUAUCGCUGGCCGUUUGAUCAGGGUGUGUGAAGAAGAACUCAUCCGACGUCGAAAGUUGAGUGGGAAAGACGACACACCCGCACGAAUUAUGAUCCGAGUAGCCAAGGAAAACUCUGGUGAAUACUGGUUGAAGCAGGGGUUUGUUACAGUUGGCAGUCAGAGGUGUCCCGAGGGCUUCUGGGACUCGGCAGAAGCGUUUACGAUGUGGGCAAUGAUUCGUGAAUUGGGCACCAAGUAG
Messenger RNA from Penicillium argentinense, 678 nucleotides. RefSeq lists its product as uncharacterized. The transcript has a single exon. Bases 1 to 678 code for a protein of 225 amino acids. Lineage: Eukaryota; Fungi; Ascomycota; Eurotiomycetes; Eurotiales; Aspergillaceae. The record is from RefSeq and is a predicted model, not a curated record.